Messenger RNA from Culex pipiens pallens (northern house mosquito), 1755 nucleotides. Its product is annotated as protein yellow-like. The transcript has 3 exons. Gene Ontology annotation, cellular component: extracellular region. NCBI's taxonomy places the organism in Eukaryota, Metazoa, Arthropoda, Insecta, Diptera, Culicidae. Bases 158 to 1615 code for a protein of 485 amino acids. The record is from RefSeq and is a predicted model, not a curated record.
AGCGUACAAGAUCGGUGGAGUUAAGUUUAAACACACUAGUUAAAACACAGGUCGUCGAUAACAAUCGCGGGAAGAUCGUCAUUUGUGUGGUGAUCGGUCAACCGCGUCUACGACAAGCAGGAAGAUUGCUGAUAGCUGAUAAUAAAACACAUCAACCAUGAGUCGGCUCCACUGGAGGACAGCCCUGCGGCUUCUAGCCCUCACAUUUCUAAUCACACUGAUUCCGGAAGCAAACGGAUAUUCACCGUUCAUGAACAACCGUCAUGGUUCGUUCAGUAAAGCUCCUGAAAAUGGCACAUCGGAACAUUUGGCCAGCCCUUACAUCGCCCCGGGAGGACUGGCAGCUCUAGGAAGUAAGCAAGCUAACAAGGACAGCUUUGCCACCAGCCAGGGCAAGAACGCGUUCGAGGUGAUCUACCAGUGGAAGGUGAUUGACUUCCUGUACCCGAGUCUGCAGGCCCGGAACAAUGCCAUUCGAUCGAGGGCAUUCAUCCCGGAGAACAACCUGCCGCUGGGUGUAGACCGGUUCAAGAAUCGCGUCUUCAUCACUACUCCCCGCUGGAAUCCGGGAGUCCCGGCCACGUUGUCUUAUCUGCCGCUGCCAGUGCAAGACCAGAGUCUGCCGUUGAUUCCGUAUCCGGACUGGAGCUUCCACACGACCCCCCAGAAUGCGGACUGUAGCAAGUUGGUGUCGGUGUAUCGGAUCUACGUGGACGAGUGCGACCGGUUGUGGGUUUUGGACGCUGGAGUUAUCGAUACGUUGACGAACCUGCAGCAGGUCUGUCCGCCGAAGCUGUUGGCGUUCAAUCUGCACACCGACGAGCUGCUAUUUUCGUACGAGCUUCCUCCGGAGCAGGUCAAGCAGGACUCGCUGCACACGAAUGUGGUCGUUGACAUUCGGGAUGGUCAGUGCGAGGACGCUUUUGCGUACGUGGCCGAUGUGUGGCGUUACGGCGUGACCGUGUUCAGCCUGCGCGAGUUCAAGAGCUGGCGCACGACCAACUAUCUGUACAACCCGAACCCGGUGGCCAGUGACUACAACUACCAGGACCUCAACUUCCAGUGGUCGGACGGAGUGUUUGGGAUGUCACUGUCCCCGGUGCACCGUGACGGAGAUCGGAUGCUGUUCUACCACCCAAUGUCGAGCUUCACCGAGUUCCAAGUUCCAACGUCCGUGCUCCAGAACGAAACCAUCUGGCAAAACUUUGGCUUGGCGAAGGCCUUCCAGCCGAUCGGCAGCCGUGGCAAAACAGGUCAGUCCUCGACCUCGGGAGUUUCCCGCGAAAACGUGCAGUUCUUCACGCUGGUCCAGCAAAGCGGCGUCGGCUGUUGGGACCUGGCUAAGCCGUACAACCGCAACAACCUCGGAGUGGUCGAAAAGGACCUCGAAAAAAUCACCUUCCCGAACGACCUCAAGCUGGACCGUGAACCGCGCCAAUCGGUGUGGGUCAUCAGCAACAAAUUGCCCGUUUUCCUGUACUCCAAGCUGGAUUACACGGAGAUCAACUUUAGGAUUUUGAGCUCCGAAGUCCAGAAGGCCAUUCAAGGGACGGUUUGCGACCCACGAAGUCCACCAAAUCUGGCGUACAAUCGCGAGCCGGAGUGUGACCAGUGAAGCAUGAUGGCUUUUUUUAAUUACGGAGAAAAGUUUAAUCCUUGCCGGUAUGCGCCCCGGCGAAACUCAUUAGAAGGUAGUACUAGUUCUAUUGUUGCGAAAUAAAUUAGCCGGCUCGCUGCUGGGUACACCAUUUUUAA